Dalotia coriaria is the source of this 4883-nucleotide messenger RNA. RefSeq names its product alpha-2-macroglobulin-like protein 1. The record is from RefSeq and is a predicted model, not a curated record. The coding region runs from base 108 to 4421 and encodes 1437 amino acids. Gene Ontology annotation, cellular component: extracellular region. The transcript is spliced from 18 exons. Gene Ontology annotation, molecular function: endopeptidase inhibitor activity. NCBI's taxonomy places the organism in Eukaryota, Metazoa, Arthropoda, Insecta, Coleoptera, Staphylinidae.
GAUGAUAACUGAACUAAGCAACAAUUGUUUGAACAAUACGAUUGUAGUAUUAUAAUACAACUUUAGUAAUCGGUUUUAUUAGCAGUGUAUAUUGUGCGCGUAUCAAUAUGUUACUUUUAAUAAUAACUACUCUAGUUUACAUUCUGCAAUUAAACAACAAUGGUUUGUGUGCUGAACUUACGGAAAAAACUACACUAUCCAAUUAUACAAUACAUGAGGAAAGUGCUUUCGUAUUUCUCUAUCCACGCACAUUCCUUGCCGGAAAGAAUGAAACCGUCUGUGCAGUGUUCCAGAGUAAAUAUUUUCCUGCACGCAUUAAAAUUGACAUGAAAAUUAAGAAUAAACACACUGUUUAUCAUGAAGUACUACAAUCAGAGACUGAUUGUUUUAAUAUGACAAUUCCGUUGCACAAGAGUUUGGAAGUUUUAACUGCGGAUUUAUUAAUUUACCUUGAAUCUGGUGGUAGCGUAUUGCAUAAAAAAAGCUACGAGUCGGUUUUGAUUUAUCCUGGAACUGAUGUCAUAUUCAUGGAAACUGAUAGAAAUAUUUAUCGACAAGGAGAUAAUGUGAAGAUUAGGAUUGUAAAGCUUACACAAGAUAUGUUACCAACAAAUAAUGCAACGCAUUUGGAUAUAAAAAUUAUAAAUCCACAAGGAUUUACUGUACAUGCUGAAAGUAAUUUGGUUCCACGGCUUGGUAUUGUUCACUAUGAAUACCAACUGGCUAAUUCAACGACAUAUGGCACAUGGAAUAUUGAAUGUAGUACAUACAGAAAGUCAUUUUAUCUAAAAAAUUAUCUUCUACCUCGAUAUAAAGUUUAUAUAAACGCACCUAAAGGAAUUUUUGUGCGUGCAGCUUAUCUAACAUUUAAAGUUUGUGCAAAAUAUACAUUUGGUAAAGGUCUACGUGGAUAUUCAUUUGCAAAGAUUACUUAUUUACAUGAUUCCUCAUUUUCAACCAGCAAGUUACAAGCUCUUGCUGAUGGUUGUACGCAAUUUACCUUUAAUAAUAUCGAAAUAUCACUUUCAAAAAUUAAUGUAAAAUCACAAACAUUAAACGUAUUCGUAACAGUAACUGAAGACGGUACAAAUCGAAUGGAAACCGAAACAAUUCACAUCAACGUGCAUCAAAAACCGUACGAGCUGAAAUUUUUAACUGAAGCAUCUUACUAUCAACCUGGAUUACCUUAUAAAAAUAAAUUAAAAGUUUCGAAAGGUUUCCUGAAUGAUUAUAGUAAAGAAUCAGUUGAAAUAUGUUAUCAAAUCGCGUGGAAAAACGAAUGGAACUUGAAACCAAUCGAAUGCGCUGUGUUUCAGUUCGACCAAGAUGGCGUCAUACCGUUUAGCAUUCUACCAAUGAAAGAAAACGUAAAACAAGUUAAAAUUACCGCAAAAUCAUUAAAUUAUACUAAUGUGAUUGCAACACCUUUGAUUCUACGACGUUGGUAUUCUGUAUCAACGAGUUAUUUGAAAAUUGAAAGGAAUUCAAAGCUUUAUACGAAAUGCAAAGCACCGCAACAGUUUACAGUUUAUUUUACCGUAAACAAAUUGAAACAUAACGAACAUGUUACUUUCUAUUACAUGAUUACUUCAAGUAACGAUAUUUUAAUGCUAAAAAAGUAUUAUCACAUCGUAAACAAAUCAAUUAUUGACUUUGAAAAUGAAAUAGGAAAUACUCUGAGUACUGCUAAUAAUAAAUACAUCAAAAUGGAGAACUACGUCGAUAAAUUCGUCCUCAAGUUUAAGACUCCCGAGAAAAUUUAUUCCAAAGGACAUUUAACGGUAUUUUAUAUUAACAAAGGUGAAACAAUUUCAAAUAGUAUCAAUUUAUACGUUGAAAAAUGUCUACCGAUUAAUGUAACAGCAAAAUGGACGACUGGUAACACACAACCGGGUGAUGAGAGCAAGCUGAUAAUAAAAACAAGAAAACCAUCGACCUGUGCCAUCAGCAGUGUUGAUAUAGCUAAUUAUUUCUUGGAUUCAAACAAACGAUUAAAUGUUAAUAAAAUUAUCCAACCGUUUAUUGUUCAGCGAGAGUUUAAAUCAAAUAGACCAAGUUGUUUGUUUGCUACGAGUCAAUCAAAAGAUGUUAUGUUACCAGAAAGUAAUAAACAUAGCAAUUCAUCAAUGGGUUUUGAUUCCUUUGAGGACUUUAAUAAUGUUGGAAUCGCCAUGAUUACAAACACAGGGAUUAUUUCUAAGCCUUGUAAGGACAAUGGUGAAUCUUUAAAUCAAAACAAAUUAGCACCGUAUUAUCAAAUCAUAACUGAGGAUGAAUAUGCAAAAGUCGACCAGGAUUGGAAUGAAAUUAGAUCGUAUUUUCCAGCCACGUGGCAUUGGGAUUUAAUUGACACAGACAAACAUGGAACCAUUUUACUGAAGACCAAAACACCGGAUUCUAUAACAACAUGGAAUACAAAUAUUCUUUGUACAUCCGAGGAUGGUGUGGGUGUGACAAAUGUUAAACUUGUAACAACAAAAUCAUUUUUUGUUGAUUUCAACAUUCCGCAAAAACUUAACCGACACGAGAUAUUAAACCUACAGAUUUCUGCGCAUAACUAUUAUAAUUAUAGCUUACCAAUACAAUUGAUUCUGAACACAACUUUGGAGGAAUUAGAUCCAAAUGCAUUAAAAGACGUCAUUGAAAUUCCAGCAAAUGAAGUUUUUAUUAAAUCUGUACGUUUGCGAUCUGCUAAAGUACAAAAUGCGACAAUUUCAGUUCAAAUGAAGCUUGGUUAUCAUGGCAAAGACUGGUCUGGUUCAUAUUUUGAAACAAAUGCUUUAGAUACAGUUGAAAAACAAAUUAAUGUUGUUUAUGAAGGAUACCCACAGGUUAAAACAAAAACAAUCCUGUUAUGUGGUUUGAAAGAAUUACACAACUUAACAUGGAAUCUGGAUGUGCCAGGAGAUCACAUCGUUGGCUCACAGACAGUUUCAGUUGUUUUAUAUUCUGAUUUAAUGGGGCCUGUGAUGCAUAAUCUUGAAGAGCUAAUUAUUUUACCCACUGGUUGUGGGGAGCAAAUUAUGGCUGUCAUGGCGCCCAACUUCUACGUUAUGAAAUACUUAAAAUCAAUUAAUAAUUUGUUACCAUACGUGAGAAAACGUAUCUUAAAAAAUCUACAAAUAGGAUAUCAGAAGAUACUUGAAUAUUUACAUGAUGAUGGCUCAUUUUCAGCGUUUGGUGAAUUAGAUUCGUUAGGAAGUAUGUUUCUAACAACAUUUGUUUUGCGCAGUUUAAACGCUGCAAGUGAAUAUAUUUUUAUUGAUCCAAUGGUUACAAAUAAUGCACUUGAAUGGAUUUUGAAACAUCAACUGGAGAAUGGAUGUUUUGCAUCUGUCUCACAUGUAUUUCAAGAUAUGGGUGGUGCAAGUAUGGAAAAUAGCACAUCUGCAUUGACAUCUUAUGUGAUAAUCAAUUUAUUAGAGUCAAAACUUAAUAUUUCUCAAACAGUUCGUCAUAAUGCAUUGUUUUGUAUUCAUGGCCAGUUUAAUCCUGAUGUUUAUUCAUUAGCUAUUAAUACUUAUGCGUUAUAUUUGCUUGGGGAUAAUGCUGGGGCCGAUAAUGGGCUUAAUAUAUUGGUAAAAAGUGCAAUUACUGAAGAUAACUUUAUGUGGUGGAACAGUACCCGAGACUCAAGAUCAAUGGAUAUUGAAACAACGGCAUACGUACUGAUGUCAUUCAUGCACAAAAUAUCAAAUGCUAAUUUAAUCUAUGCCAAUGCAAUCGUGCGUUGGUUGCUGAAUCAAAGAAAUGCACAUGGGGGAUUUUCAUCUAGUCAGGAUACUGUAGUUGCAUUGGAUGCAAUCACACGAUACGCAACUAUCAUGAAUGAAAGAAACCCAGAAAUGAAUAUAACUGUGUUUGAUGACAACGUACACUACAAUGCACAAUUCAAAAAGAAAGAACUUUCAAGACAGGAAGAAUUUACUUUCCCGAAGAACACGAAAAAACUAAAACUCUCUUAUGAAGGCACUGGUUGUGUCCUCACAGAAUUUAUUUUACGCUACAAUAUUGAUAGUCCUAGGAAUAACGAAGCGUUUGAGUUGAAUAUAGAUCCAAUAACGAAUACAGCUAAUUGUUUGAUUAGCACAUUGGUGCCAUGUUUCAAAUAUGCGAAUGUGAAUCAACCGACGAUGAUUGUAAUGGAAAUAUUUAUGCCAUCAGGAUUUGAUUCGGAAAAAGAGUCUUUACAUAACAUAGUUGGGACACAUAAAAAUUUGAAGAAAAUUGAAGAGUUUUCGAACAAAGUCGUGUUUUACUUCACGGAUCUCUUUAGUGAAACUGUUUGCAUUCCGUUUAACAUCAGUCGCACAACAAUGGUCUCAAAACUUUACAAUUCUUCAAUCUGGUUGUAUGAAUACUACAAUCCUGAUCAUCAAAUUAUUAAGACAUAUAAUCUACCAAACGAGUGCUUAACUUAAAGUACUUGGAGUGAAAAGAGUUGUUAAAUAUAAAUAGUACUUAUUUUAUUCACAAUAGACUUGAGGUUCACUGCCAUCCCAAGCUUGAAAGACUUUACACUCCAUCUCGCCAAUGCAUGGAUGUAACAAACACAAAUGAUCGUAGAUCCAACAGUUUAAAGUAGCUAAGUAAAAAGUUAAAUGAAACCGUUUAAUUUUUAGUAUUGUAAGAGUUCUAUGUACUUACCAUCAGUACAAAUAUUAUUUAGACAACAACCGCCACAACAAUCUUUAUGUUCCCCACACUAAACAAAUAUCAUCAUAUUAAUUUAACUUUUUAUCAUUAAAAUAUAAUUUUACGUACAAAAUGACCGGGAUAUUGACAAACUUGUCCGUAAGCAAUCGACACACAUGUGUACAUCAAUAUUAAUGUGAUAAACAUGAUUUUAUUUCCUUGAUUAAUAAAAAAAAUUUUAAAAAUGA